ACGCCUCUGCGCUCCUGCGGGAACCUCUGAGAACGAACCGAGACAUUUUACGGAGGAGUGAUACACUGGAUGGUUACUUUCACACUUCUGGUGGAUUAUUAAUUUUUUCUUGACGGUAUUUUUUGAUUAAGAAGAACCUGGAGAAAUGGAUAUAUACACUUUGAUUUCCGUGUUGUCAGUGAUGCACUCCUGGAUUUUGUGCACAGUGCUAUCAGCGCCCGCUGGAGAGACACCCACUGCCUCCACAGACACCCAGAGGCGCCAUGUGCGGACCAAACGCUGCUCCUGCGCAACUUUCCUCGACAAGGAGUGCGUCUACUUCUGCCACCUGGACAUCAUAUGGGUCAACACACCUGAGCGCGUGGUCUCAUACGGAAUGGGCAACGCUCCGAGAGCGAGGCGCGCGGUCGCGGACUCCAUGGCAACCAGCAGAGGACCUCGCUGCCAGUGUGUCCGCCAAAACGACGACACAUGCAGAAACUUCUGCCGGCUGGAAAACCACCUCAGGUAUGAAACAUCGCCAGACAGCCCUGCCGAGGGCGAUGGUUGUGCUGGGGCGCAGUGCAAACACAAGUUGGCAGCCGACACGGGCAAGAUUAAGAGAAAGACGAACAGCAACAAGAAGCGGGUGUCACCUCUAGCAAUCAGGGCUGCCCUGAAAACUCGUCUGCUGCUCGAGAAGUGGAGGCUGAGGCUGCGCCACAGGGCGAGAGCAUCGGAGGGUGAGAGCAUGGCCCCCUAAGGACGACACAUAAGCUACGCACCUUGUCAUACAGAGGGGAGAGGGUUACACAAGCCCUUCUCUAAAGCCAAAGAGGAGCCUCAUGGAAGACGAUGGAGAGCCUGAGCGAGGCCAGCAAACGUACUCCAUGUUGGCUUCGUGGCUGCGGUGACAGAAAAGAGAGCAUUUACAACUCGACUUGUCUGCACUGAACGAGGUCAGAGACAAUUACAGGAGUUCAGGUGAAAGGAGAUAAGCUGAACAGAGGACUUGGCCUCAGUCUGCAAAAUCAAGGACAUUCAUUGAUGUUGUAGGUGUCACGGUCAGACUCACUGUUCCUUUGGACCCACCAAAUAUCAUUUCAACUUGACAUUUCUGGAAGGAUUUCACAUUGAUCCCUGUGUUACAGAAAAUAAAAACAACUGCCGUAUAUGGAUGAAGGCAGUCCUGUUCAUUAUAUUUCAAAAUGCCAUUAUUCAACAGACUGUUAUGCCUCCAUAGAAAGGAUUAUGUGCCUUGUACACGGGACACUUUUUCGCUGACUGAAAAUAUUUACUGCAUUUUACCUAACAGGUCAUCUCCUGUGUGUCAGGUCAUUGUAGCUAUGCAGUACAGUAGCUGCUGGGAGUUUAUCAUGCUGAUGUUAUCACAGUUUUCUUUGCAUUGUUGGUAAUUUAAUUUUCCACUUAAAAUGUCAUAUAUGUGUUGUAUUUAUUUAUUCUUUUUAAGGCAUUGUACUUUGAUGGCCAUAUUGGUCCGUCACACAUUUGGGUUUGUCAUUUCUAUGAAAUGUUUUUUGUCACCAAGGUGCCAAAUUCUGGCCAAACUUAAAUAAAUUUGUACACAUUUAUUUAAAA
Messenger RNA from Centropristis striata (black sea bass), 1578 nucleotides. RefSeq names its product endothelin 1 (gene edn1). Gene Ontology annotation, biological process: regulation of vasoconstriction; regulation of systemic arterial blood pressure by endothelin; intracellular calcium ion homeostasis. NCBI's taxonomy places the organism in Eukaryota, Metazoa, Chordata, Actinopteri, Perciformes, Serranidae. Gene Ontology annotation, molecular function: endothelin A receptor binding; endothelin B receptor binding; hormone activity. The transcript has 5 exons. Bases 146 to 742 code for a protein of 198 amino acids. The record is from RefSeq and is a predicted model, not a curated record. Gene Ontology annotation, cellular component: extracellular region.